This is a messenger RNA of Candidula unifasciata, 975 nucleotides long. Lineage: Eukaryota; Metazoa; Mollusca; Gastropoda; Stylommatophora; Geomitridae. The record is from the annotation of a GenBank genome assembly.
AUGCACGGAGACCCAGUUCUAGCAAACACGCCUCUCAGUAGUGUCUACUCCAGGAUGCACUCCCUAACCUAUGACCCCUGGUCAUUCAACGUGAGCACAACCAGCGCCUCAGGUCAUCCCCAGGUCAAGAGUGAGAUAUCCACCCCACCAUCUGCCAACAGCGCAUCCAGCUGGUGGGACAUGCAUGCUGGAACCGGCUCCUGGCUUACGGACCCAGCUUCCGGUUCGGUCGGCGCCGCCGCACUCAGAUCUCAAAUGUCUCCAAACUAUCCAGCGUCGGAUUUUUCUUUAACCCAUGCCCUGGGCUCUAAUGUUUCUGCCAAUGCUCUUCUGACCUCUGGUCAGCAUUUCCUUCAAGACAGCUACGGUACCUACAAGUCUAUGUUGUCCUCGCAGUCAGACUUUGGCUCUGCCUGCUCCAUGACUCCAUUUCUGGCCACAGCUAGAUCAGGAGUUGCCGGUUUACCAAGUGCUCGCACUCAAAGGCGGUACACGGGACGUCCCAACUGUGAUUGUCCCAACUGCCAGGAAGCAGACAGGUUAGGACUUGCAGCAGACCACUUCCAGAAGAGAAGCAUCCACAGUUGCCACAUUCCUGGGUGUGGCAAGGUGUACAACAAAACCUCCCACCUCAAAGCUCAUCUUCGUUGGCACACGGGAGAAAGACCUUUUGUUUGCAACUGGCUGUUUUGCGGAAAGAGGUUCACUCGUUCCGAUGAACUCCAAAGGCAUCUUCGAUCUCACAGCGGAGAAAAAAGAUUUGCCUGUCCUCUUUGUAAUAAGCGGUUCCUGAGAAGCGACCAUCUGGCCAAGCACGUGAAGACUCACAGCGAAGAAGGUGGAGGUGGAAGCGAAAGCGAGAUGGAGAAUGCCCCAAAAGAAGAUAACUUGCGUCGUGACGCUCUUUCUCCGCAGGCUCCACAGGGACAGGACCUAGCAGCACCUACAGCUCAUUCCUCAGAGGCUAAGCCUUAG